Molecule: messenger RNA, 753 nt
Organism: Henningerozyma blattae CBS 6284
Lineage: Eukaryota; Fungi; Ascomycota; Saccharomycetes; Saccharomycetales; Saccharomycetaceae
Exons: 1
Coding region: 1-753 (250 amino acids)
Source: RefSeq, a predicted model, not a curated record
AUGAAGGAUCCAGAAAGAUUUUCUAUGCAAGAUAUUGGCUAUGGUGAUACCGUCUUAAUUGGUGAUUUGGGGUCUGAUGACAGAAAUAUAGCUUCAAUUCCCAACCAUGCUACCUUUAUGGCCCCUCAGAGCAAUAUUUAUACAAACAAUUACGUCUGGGAAGGUGAUAUAGAAAGAAACUCGAAACAGUGCGACAAGUAUUGUGAAGAUGAUGAAUACAAUGCCAUAAUAUAUACUUAUAAAACAAAAUAUGAAACAAAGUUUAUAAUAUUAUCUUUUUGUAUAUUUCUUUUCAAUGUAUCAGAAUCAACAUUUGAGUGGGUAUCAUUGUUUCAUCCUAUUCAAACAAAAAAUAUGCAAAUUCUUCAAACUUUUGAUGGACUCUUUCAAUUAGCCAUAUUAAUUGUACUUCAUCUCAUCACUAGAUAUAUAUUUAUGCCGAUAAUGUUACCACCAUUAUAUCAUAGAGAUAUUAAAUCCAUCAGAACCACUCAUGGAGAGUGUAAUAGAUUAGCAUAUGUUAAACAUAAUUUGGUACAAUGCGGCUAUUGCUAUUUACUAUUAAUGUCAUUUCUAAUAUUUGAGUUACCAACCAUAUUAGAACCUACAAUGCCAUCUACUGAAAGAAAUAUACUCGAUGGGUUUGAAAAAAUAACAAUGUUUAUUUAUUACCUAAUAAGACUUGCAACUUUUACAUCCCUUCAACUAUUAACUCAUGAGCUGGUUCAUAUUCAUAAAUGGAAAGGCGAUUAA